Molecule: messenger RNA, 786 nt
Organism: Paramecium sonneborni
Lineage: Eukaryota; Ciliophora; Oligohymenophorea; Peniculida; Parameciidae
Source: the annotation of a GenBank genome assembly
AUGCACAACAAAUCACUUCAUCAAGAUAUUUAAUCCUUAGAAGAUAAUGAUUGGUAUCUUAGCUAUAUGUAUUUAGGAUGAUAUUUACCAUGUUUUCAAAUCAAUUCAAUCUACUUUGUAAUUAUCAUAAUAUACUCAAUAAUAUUCAUCAAAUAACCAAUUCCAUUAAUAUUAUUAAAUAAUAACAAUUUAUUGACGAAGAACUAUCUAAGCUAUUAAAUUAAAACUUUUAGAAGAUGGAUUAAUAUAGUAUUAAUUUCACUAGUGCCAUUGAAGUCUUUUAAAAUUCUCUCAAAAAUGAAAAAGUUAAUUUUAUCAAUUAAUUCUAGGAUAGAUUAGAUAAAUAUUAUAAUAUUUCAAAUCAUCUCAAAUUUAUUUAAAAUCAAACUGAAUACAAUUAGACUACUUCAUUUGGGAAUCUCAACUAUUUAUUACAAUUAACAGCCAGUCUCCAAAUCAUACCUGAGAAUUAAAUUUUAGAUUCUCUUAAAUUUUACCUUAUAUCUUCUUUUGCUCUUUACUUGAUAACAAGAAAUAAUCAUUUGAAAUUAAGGUUAAUCCUUCUUUAAACAAGUAUUCUAUUUCUUUUUGAAUGCAUCUUAUAGAAUUUUUUAUCAUAAAUUCUUCUAAAAUACAUUAGGUUAUUAUUUAACUUGUUUCUAUAGGUACUUUGCAAUGUUGGUUAUCUAAUAUUCCAUAAUCAAAUAAUUUACAAUAAGUUCAAAGGAGGAAAAUUAAAUAAAUGCAGUCAUUACUUAAAUAAAGAAGAAAUACAAACUAGAAUGA